This is a messenger RNA of Nerophis lumbriciformis (worm pipefish), 522 nucleotides long. RefSeq names its product cerebral dopamine neurotrophic factor (gene cdnf). The record is from RefSeq and is a predicted model, not a curated record. Lineage: Eukaryota; Metazoa; Chordata; Actinopteri; Syngnathiformes; Syngnathidae. Gene Ontology annotation, cellular component: endoplasmic reticulum. Gene Ontology annotation, biological process: neuron projection development; dopaminergic neuron differentiation.
ACUACUAUGUCGCUGCUACUUCUCAGCUCCUUGCUGCUGUUAAAUGGAGUGUUGCAUUCUCAUUCUGCAGCAGGAACCUGUGACGUGUGCGUGGGAUUCCUCAACAGGCUUUAUGGAAGUGUGACAUCUGCUCACAAGGAGCUCACGCCUGCCCUGGUGGAGGAAGAACUGUUCCAGGCCUGUUCCGUUGCCCAGGGGAAGGAAGCCAGGCUGUGUUAUUACCUGGGAGCCAGCAGUGAUGCAGCCACCCGAGUCACAGCAGCCGUGUCACAGCCCCUGGCCUCGCACGUCCCCGUCGACAAGAUAUGCCAGCGCCUCAGCAGCAGGGACACGCAGAUCUGUCAGCUCAAAUACGAGCCUGAGACGAGACAGCUGAGCAGCGAGGGGCUGAAGAAAAUGAGAGUGCUGGAGCUGAGGAACAUUUUAGCUUCGUGGGGAGAAGAGUGUCGAGGGUGCUUGGAGAAACACGAGUUUGUCAGCCUCAUCCUGGAAAAGGCACCGCUGCAGAAAGCGGAGCUGUGA